AUGGCUGUGGUGGAUGCUGCCUCGAAGACUCAAGGCGGGUUCCAUGCAGGGAGUGGCCUACGGACGGGCUCCCUCUUCUUCCCGGGGGGCAACGCCACCUACCAAGGGGAGCAGGUGGCCGUUCUGCACAAGUACAACAACGAAACGGAGUGGCAGCAGAACAUCGACACGGUCAUGGACUGGUUCCUGAAGGACGGGCUCGACUUUGUCACUCUCUACUUUGGGGAGCCAGACUCCACGGGACACAAGUACGGCCCCGAAUCCCCCGAGAGGAGAGCCAUGGUCAGCCAGGUGGAUCGAACGGUCGGCUACCUCAGGAGACGCAUCCAGGAGCAUGGCCUGGAGGCGACGCUCAACCUGAUCAUCACAGCUGACCACGGGAUGGAAACGGUCAUAAAGACGAACGAAAUCCACCUCCUCAAGGUGCAGAACUUCUCCUUCAAGGACAUCCAGUUCGAACUCUUGGACUAUGGCCCCAACGGGCUGCUGGUGCCAAAAGAAGGGAAACUAGAACAGGUGUACCAGGCCCUGAAAAACGCCCACCCCAAGCUCCACGUCUACAAGAAGGAAGAGUUCCCCAAGAGACUCCGCUACGCCAACAACACCAGGCUCACGCCCCUCAUGAUGUACAGUGACCCCGGAUACGUGAUCCAUGGGAGGCUCAAAGUCCAGUUUAACAAGGGGGAGCACGGCUUCGACAACGCCAUGAUGAACAUGAAGACCAUCUUCCGGGCCGUGGGACCCGCCUUCCAGAAGGGGCUGGAGGUGGCGCCGUUUGAGAGCGUGAACGUCUACGCCCUCCUCUGUCACCUGCUGGGGAUCACGCCGGAGCCGCACGACGGGUCCCUGGAAGUCAUGCAGCCCAUGCUGGCUGGUGACUCCCAGCCUGGGGCAGAGUCUGGGGCUCUCCCCCCUCGCCCCGGGAAGCUGCAGCUGGUGGUGGGAGCCGCCCUGGUGCUGGGACUCCGGCUUGGGAUUUACUGACGCCCUGCUGGGGAGAGCGAGCUCCCUGCAGCCCUGGAAGAACAGCCCCGUGUCCCGCGCAGGGGCGGACCCGCUUGGGAAGCCAGCCAGGCCCAGGCGCACCGCAGCCUGUGGAGCGACUCAGAGACCUGCCGCAGGACCGGGACC
This is a messenger RNA of Pelodiscus sinensis (Chinese soft-shelled turtle), 1131 nucleotides long. The record is from RefSeq and is a predicted model, not a curated record. NCBI's taxonomy places the organism in Eukaryota, Metazoa, Chordata, Testudines, Trionychidae.